CGAAGGGAAUUACAAGAGUUCAUUGAGAAUGUGAAUGCUGCAUUCGAGGUUGUUAAAAGUGAGGACGAGAAGUUAUUGUUCCAAUAUGUAAAGUCCAAAAUAACAGGGGAGGCAAGGGCGAAGCUAUUAGUACGGGAUCGAACAAAUGAUUGGCCGGAGGUUCGAAGCAUACUGGAAGAGAAUUAUUCGGAUAAGAGAACCAUAGAUUUCUACGCAUGUCGCAUGUUCCAAGCAAGGCAAUAUCCGGGAGAAUCUGUAGCAUCUUGGGGUAAUAGGAUAGACGAGCUAUCCAAAUCGUUCAGAGUUGCCGUAACACGAGUAACAGAGAAGGCGCAGCUGAAAGGCGCAUUAGAAUUGGUUUACGCACUAGGUCGUGCAUGCUUUAUUCAGGGGCUAGUAAAUGAUAGAAUACAGACGAUUGUGCGCAGCAGAGGGGAAGAAAUAAGUCUUGGGGAUGCAGUAGAAAUAGCACAGCAGGAGGAAAGUGCACUGCUAUCGAUGAAAGAAAAGGGACAAUUUCAUAAAGGGGCUCGUAGAGAGACGGAAACUAGAAAUAACUGGGGAGAAAAAUGCUAUAAUUGUGGGAAAAAGGGCCACAUUGCUAGAGAAUGUAGGAAACCAAAGAUGAGUAGUAAAGUACGAUGGGUAAAGACACCCACUAGGGCAGAGGAAGCUAGGAGGUUCCAGAAGUUUUGUUAUAAUUGUGAUGAAUCAGGGCAUACGGAUGCUAUGUGUAGUAAAAUUAUAAUUUGUGAGAAAUGUCAGAGACGUGGGCAUAAGGCGACGGAAUGCCGAACCCCUAAGUGUUUUAUAUGUAAUAAGUAUGGGCCUACUGGAUACCAAUGUAUGGAAAAAGUAAAAGUAACCUCAGGAAAGAAGAAAAUGGUUUCGGGAAACUAA
Molecule: messenger RNA, 900 nt
Organism: Schistocerca nitens (vagrant locust)
Lineage: Eukaryota; Metazoa; Arthropoda; Insecta; Orthoptera; Acrididae
Exons: 1
Molecular function (GO): nucleic acid binding; zinc ion binding
Source: RefSeq, a predicted model, not a curated record